Molecule: messenger RNA, 4290 nt
Organism: Pleurotus ostreatus (oyster mushroom)
Lineage: Eukaryota; Fungi; Basidiomycota; Agaricomycetes; Agaricales; Pleurotaceae
Gene: CFT1
Product: mRNA cleavage and polyadenylation factor subunit
Exons: 22
Coding region: 1-4290 (1429 amino acids)
Cellular component (GO): nucleus; mRNA cleavage and polyadenylation specificity factor complex
Molecular function (GO): protein binding; nucleic acid binding
Source: RefSeq, a predicted model, not a curated record
AUGGGUCUUCAUGCCCUACAUCAAGAAAUCCUGCCUCCAAGUGGAGUCGAAUUCGUUGUCAGUCUGAAAUUGACUCCUUCAACGACGCAAAGUUCGGGGAUAGACGAUGGAACCAAGGUCCUUUGCAAUGUGGUAGUCGCGCGUACAAACCUGCUUCGUAUCUUUGAGGUUCGCGAACAACCGCCACCGACGCACAGUGAUGAAGAACGGGAUAAGAAAGCCAAAGUGAGGAAGGGGACGGAGGCUGUUGAGGGUGAGGUCGAAAUGGAUGAGCACGGAGAAGGUUUCAUCAAUAUAGCCCAGUCUACCGGGCAGAAAGCUGCUGGCUCACCGACCGUCACGCGACUCUACUUUGUACGUGAGCACAAGCUGCAUGGAAUUGUCACGGGCUUGGAGGCUGUCCGAACACUGGCCUCCAUUGACGACCACCUCGAGCGCCUGGUAGUCUCAUUCAAAGAUGCCAAGAUUGCAUUACUGGAAUGGUCGGAGCCCAUCAACGAUCUGCAGACAGUCUCUAUCCACACGUAUGAAAGGGCCCCUCAGCUCCUAUCCUUUGAGCCCUCCUCGUUCACUGCGAAGUUACGGAGCGACCCUGAAUCGCGCUGCGUCGCGCUGUCAUUGCCAAAGGAUGCGAUCGCCAUCCUGCCAUUUCAUCAAUCGCAGGUCGACGUGGACAUGCUCGACCCAGAUCCAGCGCAAAUAAGGGACAUCCCAUACUCCCCGAGCUUCAUUCUCGAUCUGGGGAACGAGGUCGAUGAUAGCAUCCGCAAUGUCAUCGACUUUACGUUCCUGCCCGGCUACAAUAACCCUACCUUAGCCGUUCUCUUCCAGACGCAACAGACAUGGACAGGGCGCAUGAAGGAGUACAAGGACACCACAAAAUUGAUGAUUUUCACCCUUGAUCUCGUUCAUCAGCAUUACCCUAUCAUCAGUUCCGUCACGGGGUUGCCGUACGACGCGUUUGCGUUGCUCCCGUGCGCGACAUUAUUCGCUGGUGUGACCAUAUUAACUGGAAACGCCGUGAUAUAUGUUGAUGCCUCACGGAGAGUCGCCCUCCCUGUGAAUGGAUGGGCACCCAGGUCGACGGACAUGCCCCUCCCAAACCUAUCGGCCGACGAACAGACACGUUCUCUCCACCUGGAAGGCUCACGUGCGGUCUUCGUGGACGACAAGACGCUCUUCGUUAUACUCAAGGACGGAACCAUAUACCCCGUGGAGCUUAUUGCUGAUGGAAAGACCGUAUCAAAGCUUAUAAUGGGAGAUGCGUUGGCGCAGACGACUAUACCGGCGGCUGUGCGAAAGUUAGACGAUAAACACGUUUUCAUUGGCAGUACCGCCGGCGCUUCGGUUAUUCUGAGGGCAUCAAGGGUAGAGGAGGAAAUUGAGGAAGGCAGCGAGCCCCAGGAUGCAUCGAAGCCGGCUGUAGUGGCGGACACCAACGAUACGAUGGACUUUGACGAUGAUGACGACAUCUACGGCGUGUCGACCUCUACUAAAGUAGCAACAGCCAACGGUUCCACAAAGCCUGGCAGCCUCGCGAAGCAAACACGUACAGUCAUCCACCUGGCCCUUUGCGACUCCCUCCUUGCCACGGGCUCCAUUUCGGAUAUCACAUUCUCUUUGGCCAAAAAUGGGGAACGAAUUGUUCCUGAGCUCGUUGCAGCGACAGGCGCAGGGCCUUUGGGGGGAUUUACCUUAUUCCAGCGUGACCUACCAUCUCGUACCAAACGUAAACUUCACGCCAUUGGGGGUGCACGUGGGGUGUGGUCGCUUCCCAUCCGCCAGUCGGUCAAAGCCAGCGGUAUCUCAUACGAGCGUCCAGCUAACCCUUACCACGCGGAACACGACACUCUGGUCUUAAGCACGGAUGCUAACCCGUCACCGGGAGUCUCGCGGAUUGCCGUUCGGUCGGCGAAGACGGAUGUAGCGGUCACAACUCGGAUAGCCGGAACCACAGUGGGCGCGGCACCUUUCUUCCAACGUACAGCCGUUCUCCAUGUCAUGUCUAACUCUAUUCGUGUCCUCGAGCCUGGUGCCGAGCGUCAGGCGAUCAAAGACUUGGACGGCAACUUACCGCGUCCCAAAAUUCGUGCAUGCAGUAUAUGUGAUCCUUUCGUCCUCAUCUUCCGUGAGGAUGAUUCAAUCGGUCUGUUCAUCGGCGAGACGGAGCGUGGCAAGAUACGGCGAAAAGACAUGUCAGCGAUGGGCGAUAAAACUUCUAGGUACCUGACGGGAUGUUUCUUCGUUGAUACCACCGGUCUUUUCUCCUCUCCUAAUCAUCAACCGCCCCCUGCGACACAAGUGGGAGGGAAAGGCAGCACUACAACCCUCCAAGCAGCCGUUAACGCCGGUAGUCAUACUCAGUGGCUCCUGCUUGUCCGUCCACAGGGAGUUAUGGAGAUAUGGAGCCUACCAAAACUGGCAUUGGUAUUUUCGACUUCGGCAUUACUAUCCCUUCAACCUGUCCUUCAUGAUUCAGGCGACGCUCCAGCUCUUUCCCUACCCCAGGACCCCCCUCGAAAACCCCAAGACAUGGAUAUCGAACAGGUGUUGGUAGCCCCCAUUGGCGAGACUUCCCCUAAGCUGCAUCUUUUCGUAUUCAUACGAUCAGGGCAGCUAACGGUCUAUGAGGUAGCCUCCAGCGCACCCGUCGUGGACGUUCCAGCCACCCGUGCUACUAGCGUCAAUGUUAAGUUUGUCAAAGUCCUGUCAAGGGCCUUUGAAAUACAGCGAAACGAAGAAGUCGAAAAGAGCGUCAUUGCCGAGCAAAAGCGGAUCUCUAGGACGUUUAUACCAUUUAUCACAUCACCGGCUCCUGGCGUGACACUCUCGGGCGUCUUCUUCACUGGCGAUCGACCAAGUUGGCUGCUAGCGACUGACAAGAGCGCCGUGCAAAUAUACCCUUCUGGACAUGGCGUAGUGCACUCAUUUACAUCAUGUUCGCUUUGGGAAUCUAAGGGCGACUUCUUCCUUUAUACUGACGAAGGUCCAAGUUUGAUGGAAUGGAUGCCGGAUUUUAUACUGGGCGGUCCUCUCCCUAUGAAGCCCAUCCCGAAAGGCCGACCGUACUCAAACGUUAUUUUCGACCCGUCGACCUCUCUAAUCGUGGCAGCCUCUUCCCUCCAAGCGAAGUUUGCUUCUUUCGACGAAGAUGGUAACUGCAUAUGGGAGCCGGACGCACCAAACAUCACAGCACCCAUGUGUGACUGUUCUACCUUGGAACUCAUAUCUCCGGAACUUUGGGUGACGAUGGACGGAUAUGAAUUUGCUACUAAUGAGUUCAUCAACUCGGUCUGUUGCGUGAGCUUGGAGACGUCUAGCACGGAGAGUGGGAUAAAGGACUUCAUCGCAGUAGGCACAAGCAUAGUUCGCGGAGAAGAUCUAGCUGUUAAAGGGGCUACAUAUAUUUUCGAAAUCGUAGAGGUUGUUGCUGACGCUUCACUGGUGCCUUCGAGAUGGUACAAGCUUCGCCUUCGUUGUCGGGAUGACGCUAAGGGCCCAGUGACGGCUCUCUGCGCUUUCAAUGGAUAUCUCGUGUCUUCUAUGGGACAGAAGAUCUUCGUUCGUGCGCUUGACCUUGACGAACGGCUAGUAGGCGUGGCAUUCUUGGAUGUCGGUGUAUACGUAACAUCGCUGAAAGCGCUCAAGAACCUGCUACUGAUAGGUGAUGCCGUGAAGAGUGUCUCGUUUGUUGCGUUUCAGGAGGACCCCUAUAAACUUGUUGUGUUAGCAAAGGACAUCCAACAUGUUUGCGUUACGAAUGUUGACUUCUUCUUUGCCGAUGAGAAUAUGUCCAUCGUCACAUGCGAUGAAGAUGGUGUCAUUCGAACGUAUGAGUAUGAUCCUCACGACCCAGAAUCGAGAGAUGGACGUCAACUACUCCUUCGUACGGAGUUCAACGCUCAAGUAGGAUACAACAGUUCCGUCCUAACCGCGAGACGUACUUCGGAGGACCCAGUCAUCCCUCAAUCCAAACUUAUUUGUGGAUAUUCUGACGGUUCAAUCUCCUCGUUGACUCCUGUAGAAGAAUCGGCCUUCAAGAGGCUUCAACUUCUACAAGGUCAACUGACACGUAACCUUCAGCAUAUGGCAGGCCUGAACCCUCGAGCUCUUAGGAUCGUCAGGAACGACCACGUAUCGCGGCCUCUCGCCAGAGGGAUUCUUGACGGGCUUCUCAUCGCUGAGUUUGAGUGUUUGUCCAUCUCGAAACAAGAGGAAACUACGACUGAGAUCGGGACGGAGAGGAGUCAGGUUUUACAUGACUGGAUAGACCUCAUAAGUCCUUGGUAA